Saprolegnia parasitica CBS 223.65 is the source of this 2681-nucleotide messenger RNA. RefSeq lists its product as hypothetical. NCBI's taxonomy places the organism in Eukaryota, Oomycota, Saprolegniomycetes, Saprolegniales, Saprolegniaceae. Gene Ontology annotation, molecular function: protein binding. Gene Ontology annotation, cellular component: cytoplasm. The transcript is spliced from 19 exons. The record is from RefSeq and is a predicted model, not a curated record. The coding region runs from base 40 to 2613 and encodes 857 amino acids.
AAAGACUGGCCAAUCCAAUCUUUCGUGAGCAUCAUCAUCAUGGAGGCGCGGAUAAGCUGCGUGAACCAAGCGCUUCUCGCCAUCAAGGACGUUUCCGCGGAGGAGCCCACUGGUGUCGAGGUCCUCAACCUUCAUGGCAACUGCAUCCGGACCAUGGAUGGGCUUCAGCGCUUCCCCAACCUCCGCGAGCUGUCGCUGUCGUCCAACUGGAUCGAGGCUCCAUCCUACUCGGCGCUGCGGGGACUGGAGCACCUCACUGUCCUCGAUCUCUCGGCCAACAGACUCGUGACGACAAUGGGCAUUCCAACGCUGCCUGCCCUCAAGGAGCUCUCCCUCGCCUACAACGCCCUCACGGUUCUCGACGGUCUUCUCGACCCUCUCAAGCUGCCUCAGCUGGAGAUCCUGGAUCUUCGCGACAACCAAAUCGCUCAUAUUGACGACCUCCGACCUCUCUUUUACCUCCAGAACCUACGAAGUCUCCGGCUGCAAACAUUUAGCAAGAGCCAAUCGAAUCCUGUGUGUUCGACGACAGCGUACCCCAUCUCUUUGCUCGACAAAAUGUCGGCUCUCGAUGUGCUCGACGACGAAGACGUCGAAGUGCUUCGCGAAAUGGCAGCGCUGGCUAUGCCCCGCUACAACACACUUGCGCAGGCCGUGCUGCGAAGGGCCGACGCAGCCUCGCCCGCAGCAUCGUCUUCGCGCUCCGUGCCCGACGCGCUGGAAACUCGCAUACGGCGCCUCGAAGAGCGCAACCGAUCGCCCGUCGCCAAUAGUCUUCCAAAGCCGCCGGUCUUGACAGAGAUUGAUGCAGAAAUCAACCGCGCAAAGCAAAAUCUUCGCGAGCUUCACCACCAAAGUUUGCGGACGCGACCUCCGCCCAUCAGUGUCUUUGUCGAGACCGAGACGCGUCACGGGUAUCGUGUCCAGACCAAAGACGUUAGCGAUGACGUCGCCCCGCCACCGCCUGCAUCCCCGACAAACCAAACGGACUUGACCGACGACAAGAUUGAGGGCCUCCAGGGCGACUUGGCGGUCAUGACGAACCGGGUGCAAACAGCGGAAGCCAGCGUGCUGCAGCUAGCCGCAGCCAACGCAACUUUGACGGCCAACAUCGCAAACCUCCUGGCGGGCCUUCAGAAGAGCCACGUGGACGCUGUGGAAGGGUUCCAGUCCGACAUCGACCAUAUCACGCAGCAGUUGGUGACAAGCCAAGCAAGCUUGCGCGCGUCGGAAGCACAAGUGGCCCACUGGAUGCAAGAGCACAGUACGCUCAAGAGCAAAAACCUUGCCUUGGAGAUGACUUUGGCUGAAGCAAAGGCUGCACUGGAUGCUGCAACCAAGGCACAUGCGUCCAAUCUUCAAGACAAGACGCACGCGCACACCAUGGUCGUGCAGCAGCUGAGGCGCGAGCUCGCAGACACGACUGCGUCUUUGGAAGACGUUUACGCCAAGUACGCGGCCAAGGAGAAAGAAGUGCUGCAAUUGCGCAAUGCCAUUUUGGCUAAAACGAGCGACCUCGAUUCUGGAACCUUCCGGCACCGCGAAGAAUGGCAGCGCCGAGAGACCGAGUGGAAGCGCCAGGAGCAAAUGCUGCUCCGGCACUCGGCGAUGGCGAUCAAACACCUACAGCAAGCACUGCAGAAAGCGAUGGCCGACGCCAAGGCAUGGGAGCUCAAGUGUUCGGCGGCAACGGCACGUGUUGCAGAGCUUUCAGCAAGCCACUCGACUCUUUCGUCCCAACUCCACUCGAUGGACAAGCGCGUCAUGAAGAUGCAAGAGGCGUUCGAGCGUCAAAUGACCGAGCUCCAAGAAACCAUCGAUCAUCUCGAGCACCAAGUCGACGAUGAGCGUUCGCAGCGUCUCGCCGCUGAAGAUGCAGCAACCAGCGCGCUAUCCAAGUCCGCGUCAACAAGCGACACCAUCGAAGCGCUCGAGGCACAGCUGCGUGACGCCAACGCACUCGUUCAAGUCAAGAACGUCAUGCUGGACGAUCAAAGCCGACUUCUUCUGGACGCACGCCGGGACAAGGACGCCUUGGUCGUCGCGUUGGACGACAUGCGAGGUCGCGUGGAAGAGUUGGAAGCAGCGCUUGACGAUAGCCUCGCUGCACAGGCCGACAUGGCAGAGUACCAGAGAGAGGUCGAGGCGCGUGCGGGGCAAGUCGAGUCGGAAGCCGCGCGGCUGCAAGACAUGGAGCGUAUUCAAGAGGAGCUCGCGACAAAGGAGGCGGCGCUCGAGUACCUCGAGGGUGAACUCCACCACCUUCGCAAGACGGUCGCCAAGCAAGAGGCUCGGAGCUCCGAAAAGAUCGCGCAACUCGAGACGUCCCACGCAGCACAUCAGGCAGAGCUCAGGACGCAGGCGGAGACGCUCAAAAGUGAGAUUAUGAGCCUCCAAGCCAAGCUCCAAACCGCAGCACAUCAACUCCAAGCCGCGAAACACCAGCACCACAACAUGCAGAAGCGGUUGUACGAGUACCAAACGCGCCUCCAGUCGACCGAGCACGAGAUGAAGGUUGUCCUCCUUCAGAUGGAGAAGGAGCGUGAUGCGAAGCGCCAGCACAUGGACGAGAUCGCGCGUCUCGUGCAAAAGAUCCACGACGGAGCACCCUAGAGAUGCAUGUUCUGUCUAUUAUACACGUCUACGCCGAGUCCGAGUCGCUCUGCUGGUUGGUCGGCCGC